UAAGUUUAUGGCUGCUGAAACCACAUCUGUUAGCCGUAAACGUUCUACAUUGAAAAGGUCGAAAACAAUUUCAAUCAUUGAGUUCACCAAAGUCGCCGAGAACAGAAUGCGUUUACCGUCUGCUAUUUCCGAUGAGUUGUCUCUUUCUUUUCACAACCUCCGUGAUGUUUCAAUCCAAAACAUUAGAUGUGAGGUAACAAACAUGAAGACGAUAGCGGAAAAGAAUGGAGAUGGUUACAGGUAUGGUUUUUCCAAGUGGUCGGCUUUCUUGAAAUCAAAUCAAAUACACAUGGCGCUACUCUUUUCUUUAAAUAUGUCAAGUCUUCGCAGCUUUUGAUUUUGACCAAAUUUGUACACAUGACGACAAAGAAAAGAGGCCGUCCGUGACUGUUUGCAUUUGUGGUUGUUAGUUGGUUUUGUAUAUGUUUUCGUGAACUGGUAGUUAUUAGUUGAUGGUGGGUUUACAGUUGUUUGCAUAAUUUCUACUUGAUUUUCGUAUGGCCCAAGUUGGAUGUCAGUUAUGUU
Helianthus annuus (common sunflower) is the source of this 525-nucleotide messenger RNA. RefSeq lists its product as uncharacterized. The transcript has 2 exons. NCBI's taxonomy places the organism in Eukaryota, Viridiplantae, Streptophyta, Magnoliopsida, Asterales, Asteraceae. The record is from RefSeq and is a predicted model, not a curated record. Bases 8 to 337 code for a protein of 109 amino acids.